GAGAGCUGCUCAUCCCAUGCGCUUGGCAACGGCUCAAAUAACGCAGUCGGCGCGGACCCCGAGCCCCGUGCAUUGUCCGCGUGGUCGCACGCGUGCUAAAGCUACUCUUUUGUUCUUUGCUUUUUUUUUUCCUUCUUUUUUUUCUGUCCUCUGCACACGGCACUCUCGUCUAGCGCGGGUUUAUACUGCAGCUGUGACUCCGGUGUUGCCCAAUUCGCUUGCGUGGGGCGCCGCGUUUGCUGCUUUGCCGAGGAACGUACAAGAAGGCCAAUAAGUGUGUUACUUUCCAUUUCGGGCACAACGCUCUUGGGAGGUAUUUUAGCGAUGCUGGGCCUGCACUUGUGCCAGCCAAAAGGAGAUUCCCUGGAAAAGUCCGCGUCAACACGACCCGACGCUUGCGUUGUGAAUUAUUACAGCCAUUUGUUUUCUUUGGUGCUUUUUCUUUUAUGUCGUCGCCCAACGCGGUGAAAUGAUCCCGUGGUCCGUAAACUAUUGUGGUCGACUGUACUCGCUGAAAGACUGCCAACGCCGGAUGAUGGCUCGCCUAGCACAAAGCGAUGACAUGCGUAAGGCUUCACUGCAUAGCGUUUUUGUGUGCCUGCAUUCGUGCAAUGGAGAAAAGAUCAUGGAAAGCUGUUUGGCGUCUACGUGGGGAGUGAGCCUUUCUUGGUCAUCACAGAUCCCGAAAUGGCACACGAGUGCUUUGUCAAGCAAGCGGCGAUAUUUCAGGACAGACCGACAUCUUUCGUGGAUGCGGAGCCUUUCAAAAGCAGCCUCUUUCAGCUUGGUGGCAGAAAAUGGACGAACGUGAGGGCAGCAUUGAACUACGCUUUCAGUUCAAGCAGGAUGAAGGAUCUCUCUUCGGUAGCAGACCUUUGCGCCACUAGAUUUGUGGAGAAGGUAUCUUCCAUAUGCCUGCGGAGUGGACACGUAGAAGUGUUCGAUCGUGCAUUGGACUUUUCUUAUGACUUCCUCAUGAACACGGUACUGGUGCAAAAGGUGAAAUCUCAGGAGGGCUGCAGCGAGCCAAUUCUGGAGUUCCUGAAGCAAGUCAGUAAGGACAUGGAAAACUCAGCCAUCGAAGUGGCGUUUACGGUACCCGCGGUACGCUCUGUCCUUACGCUGAUAUAUCCAUUCACAAAGCAUGCUAAAGCGUUCAAAAACAUUAUGAGCCACGUACAACACUUAAUCGAACUACGCCGUUCCGGAGAGCUACCGAAAGAACCCAGCGUGCUUCAGACGCUUCUGGCCACAGAAGCCCUCAAUGGAGCACAAAAGAAACCUAGCAGGCGCUACAAAUACCUGGACGACCACUACAUAUCGUCUAAUGCGGCAAUAUUUCUGUUGGCAGGCACCGAGGCUACGGCUUCCGCGCUUUCUUUUCUGAUGUAUCUCUUGGCAAGACAUCCCCGCGAACAGGACAAAAUAGUCAAGGAGAUGGAGGACAUUUUUGCUUCUGAAGAAGACAUCAAGUUUAACUUCAACGAGCUGCAUCGGCUAAAAAGAAUCGACAUGGUAAUCUACGAAGGACUUCGCCUCUACCCGCCCGUCCCACUGUACUUGAUAAGGCGUUGCUCUCAGGACACGACUGUUUGUGGGCAGUUCAUUCCAGCCGGUGUCAACGUGAUGGUUACACCGUGGCUCAUUCAUCACGACUCUGAAAUUUGGCCAGAGCCUGAGAAGUUCCUCCCAGACAGGUUUGCCGCAGAAAACAGCGAAAGUCGCCAGAAUGGGACCUACAUGCCUUUCGGACUAGGGCCCAGGGUGUGCAUAGGUCAGAAGUUAGGGUUCCUGGCGCUGAAGUCAGCGCUUAUUGAAGUUGUUCGAGAUUUUAGGCUAACCUUGUGCAAUGAGGCCACUGGGCCGCCAACAUUAUCGGUUCCUAGCGUAAUACUCGUACCGGGAGGAGGAGUGAGGGUCAGGCUGGAGCGCAGGACAGCGAUAGCGUCGAGUGAGCGGUGCAAGACUGGGAAGCACAUGUUCGUGGCAGCUUAGAUUUGUGAGAGAGUCAAUAAGUAUUUCAGGAAGUCAGUCGAUCAGCUUGACACCUUUAGUGUCAUUGUAUUGAGGCACUUUUCACCCUCCCAAAAGGAUAAAUUUUAUUCCAAUAGAAGGAUCUCAAUUACCAGUUCUUCUCGGAGGUUUUGUUAGGCACCACCAAGAAGUAAUAUACAUUUGCUUCCUCCAACCAUUGAAGGCGCAUGCCAAGCCAGAAUUCAACGGCAUCAGACUCUUUCUCGUAAUUCAGCAGUGCCAACAAUCUGCACCCGUAUGUAAGUAAAGAAUACUACUAAUAACAAAGAUGGAGAACAAGAACAAUAUGAAGCAGUCCUGAAAAGUCGUUUUCUGACUAGUGUUUCUAGCUUUCACAACCUAUGAAACCGUUUCAUUGCUCAUUUACCCAACAUCUUGUGACUUUAUUUUGUAGCGCAUCGUCUUUAUUUGUGGCAAUUUCGUUAAGGUAUAGGAGAAAUAAUGACGCCCUCUCGUGCUCCCCCUUACCCGAUGACAACGCCCGCUGCUCAGGAACUCAGCUGGCCGUUUCUUCCAUCGACCUUCACACCAUCGCAACAGAACAGCGCAAGGACCAAUGGAUUGUCUCGCUGAUAGACUUGCUCACUGAUCCGUCGGCAACAUCACCCACUCGCGCAAUGCGUCGUCAAGCCCACCAUUUCGCCGUUCGCGACGAGCUCCUUCACCGACGGAAUUACAGUGCCGACGGCCGCCAAUGGUUACUGGUAGUACCCCGCAGUCUUCGUUCUAAAAUAUGCGAAUCGUUGCACUCAGAUCCACAGUGUGCGCACUCUGGGGUAUACAAAACUUACCACCGAAUUCGACAACGGUACUUUUGGCGGGGAAUGUACCGGUACGUGCAGAAAUUUGUUCGCUCCUGCCUCGAUUGUCAGCGCCGGAAAUCUUCGCCGAACCUCUCGCCAGCAGGUCUACAACCUUUAUCUUGUCGUAACCGGCCCUUUGGGCGCGUUGGCAUCGAUUUAUACGGACCACUUCCUCUGACGUUGGCUGGUAACCGCUGGGCCAUCGUCGCUGUUGACCAUCUCUCGCGAUACGCCUAAACUGCCGCCCUUCCAGCGCCUACAGCACGAGAUGUUGCCUCCUUCCUGCUCCACCGAUUCAUACUGCGUCACGGUCCACCCCAGGAGUUACUCAGCGAUCGAGGCCGUGUCUUCUUGUCGGAAGUCGUCGAAGCCAUUCUCAAAUAGUGUCACGUCGUUCACAGCAAAAUUACUGCUUACCACCCACAGACAAACAGUCUCACAGAACAAUUUUACUGCACGCUCGGCGACACGCUCUCAGUGUGCAUCGCCGCCGACCACACAUAUUGGGAUGCCAUUCUGCCCUUCGUCACCUACGCCUACAAUUAAUACCGCCCCUCAGAGUACUACUGGCUUCUCACUGUUCUUAUUGUACGGCCGCCACCCGUCGCGCACAAUCGACACGAUCCUUCCAUACAGGCCAGACACGUCUGAGUAUACGCCUAUAUCUGCCACAGCCAGACAUGCUGAAAAGUGCUGCGACCUUGCCCGGACCUUUAUCACAAGUGAACAAGAGCGGCAGAAGGGCAUUCGCGGUGACACCACCACUUCUGCGCCCACGUUUUUCCCUGGGGCGCUCGUCUGGCUCUCAGUCCCUACUACCGCAACUGGACUCUUUUCGAAACUACUGCCCAAAUACGAAGGCCCCUACCGUGUUGUCGAACGCACGUCCCCAGUAAAUUACCUCAACGAACCUGUUGAACCAUCUUCGGACAUGCGCCGUCGAGGGCGCGACAUCGUCAAUGUGGAGCGCCUCAAGAUAUACCAUGACCAACUCAUGGUGACAACCUGUUAAGUCGCCGGGCGGCUCCCUUUUCACAACCGGGGUAAUUGUAGCGAAGCGUUAGAACUCUGAAGUGGGUCGUCCGCUCCAGCGCCGGCAACAGUCACCAACGCCACGCGCGUUCGGUGCGAACGCGGGCAAAACGCCGACGGCGUCGACAACAGUUCUGCGCGUUGCUGGUGCUGCUGCAUGUCCAAGUUUAUACAGCUGGUAAAACUACUGUCCUUACUUCGUAUAGCUCUCUACUAAUUUGCUAUUGCAAUUGAUGCUUCGCCUUUCGGGUGAAACUGUUUGACACGCGGGUCUUCCAGUGACGCCGGCCACGCACUCUCAGCAUGGCUGUAAAACGACAAAGCAAGCAGUAGACGCACCCUAACGUUCCGCUCAAACGGCUUCGUAGCGGAGAGUGGGCAGCGUUCUUCGUUCCGCUGCCGAUGUGAGCGUGGUGCGCAGGCGUUUCACACGCGCCGUGUCGUGGUCAUCGAGUCUCUCUUCAUGUCUGUCUGCCUACGCCGCAGCACACCUGCUUACUUACUAAGCUCAUGUUAAGUACAAUUAAUAUUGCUACCAAAGCCGCUCACCUUACUUCGUAUGACAUUGCUAUGUGUUGCUAUCGCAUUCAUUGCUUCGCCCUUAGGGCGAAACUGUGACAAUUUUUGAAAGUGUCCGACGAAAUGCAUGGGCGUUCCAGUUAACUUUGUGCUUCAAUUCAUAAAACAGCGUUUUCCUCAAAAAGUUACCUAUUGCCAGGCUAUUGAAAAUUACCUGCCUCUUCCGCAUAUUAAUCUUCAACGGUGCUAUUACACCGUCUCGAUUAAGGUACUCAAUCAUUUGUUGCAAUUCAUCCCCAGUGUUGCUGAACAUUACAAUGUCAUCGGCAAACUGAAGGUUGUUGAGAUCCGUUGAUCCCCACUUCUAAGCCUUCCCAGCCCAAUAGCCUGAAUACUUCUUCUAAGCAUGUAGUGAACAGGAUUGGAGAGAUUAUGUCUCCUUGCCUGACGCCUUUCAUGAUAGGUAACUUUCUACUUUUCUUGUGGAGAACCAAGGUAUCUUGGAAUCUUCGUAGAUAUUUGCGAAGAUAUUCACGUAUACCUCCUGUAUUCCUUGAUUACGCAAUGCAUCUAUGACUGCUGGUAUCUCUACGGAAUCAAAUGCCUUUUCAUAAUCCAUGAAAGCCAUAUAGACAGGUUGAUUGUACUCUGCAGAUUUCUCAAUUACCUGAUUGAUAACAUGCAUGUGCUCCAUUGUAGAAUAUCCCUUCCUGAAGCUUGCCUGUCUGUCCUCUUGGUGUCGAUGCACUUUUUUAUCGCAGAAUAAAGUGAUUUCUCUCUCUCU
This is a messenger RNA of Dermacentor silvarum, 5172 nucleotides long. RefSeq names its product cytochrome P450 3A29. The coding region runs from base 688 to 1995 and encodes 435 amino acids. The transcript is spliced from 5 exons. The record is from RefSeq and is a predicted model, not a curated record. Gene Ontology annotation, molecular function: oxidoreductase activity, acting on paired donors, with incorporation or reduction of molecular oxygen; monooxygenase activity; iron ion binding. NCBI's taxonomy places the organism in Eukaryota, Metazoa, Arthropoda, Arachnida, Ixodida, Ixodidae.